Molecule: messenger RNA, 1209 nt
Organism: Trifolium pratense (red clover)
Lineage: Eukaryota; Viridiplantae; Streptophyta; Magnoliopsida; Fabales; Fabaceae
Product: aminoacyl tRNA synthase complex-interacting multifunctional protein 1
Exons: 3
Coding region: 209-982 (257 amino acids)
Molecular function (GO): tRNA binding
Source: RefSeq, a predicted model, not a curated record
AUUACCCGAAUCUCACGGGGAUACCCGAACCCCGUUGAAUAUGAGUUUUGGGUUUUAGUUUUCAUCCCGUUAAGAAUUGAGACGGGUUCGGAGAUAUCCGAACUUUAUGGAUUCUCUUGAACAAGGAUUGAAAAUUGAAAUCCCUUAACUCACCUCAUUCAUUCUGUCUUUCACAUCACAUAUUCGUAUCAUUCAUUCAAUCCCUACAAUGGCUAAUGUUUUGAAGGGUGGUACUGUUGUUAUGCUCUCUUUUCUCUCUUCACGCACCACAAUACUCUCACGAACAACAACAACAACCCAUUGCUCAUUUCUUCCCAAGUUCCCUUUUUUCUCACUCUCAUCUUCCUCACGCUCAAAAACCCCAUCUGGGUUCCCUUCAUUUUGCACUCUUUCUUCUGAGCCAGUCACCGAAGCCAUAGCUGUUGAAACCAAUAACAAUGGUGAAAAUGACAACAAGAGUAGUAUUAAGGAUGUUGCUGGGUUGCUUGACAUAAGGGUUGGUCAGAUUGUGAAGGCAUGGAAACAUGAUGAAGCUGAAUCACUUUAUGUGGAAGAAGUUGAUAUUGGUGAGCCUGAACCUAGAAUUAUAUGCAGUGGCCUUGUUAAUUACAUCCCUCUUGAAAAUCUUCAGGGAAAAAAAGUUAUUGUUCUUUCAAAUCUGAAGCCAAGAAAUAUGCGUGGUGUUAAGUCUAGUGGAAUGUUGAUGGCUGCUUCUGAUUCAAAGCAUGAGAAUGUUGAACUUCUGUUCCCUCCCGAGGAAGCAACUCCUGGAGAAAGAAUAUGGUUUGGAUCUGAAGAUGAAAAGGAUAAUCAACCUGAUGCUGCCACUCCGAAUCAGAUACAAAAGAAAAAGAUAUGGGAAUUGGUGCAACCUCAUCUUAAAACAGAUGUUUCAUGUACCGCGAUGCUAGGUGAGCAUGUCAUGCGUACAUCUGCAGGUUCGGUGACAAGCCAGUCUUUGCAGAACGCCAAUAUCUCCUGACCUACACUCAGAUUCUCAGUUUACACACCAGAAUAGGCACUACCUAUCUGUAUGCAAUUCUUCUUUUUUGGGCUCAUGUAUGAACAUUUGUCAUGGCAUAGAUAUUUGUUUUUUAGUAGUUUCACUUGGAAAAAAUGAUUUCAGCAUAGCAUAGAUAUUUUUGUCAUGGCGGUAAAUGGUUUUACAUUUAUUUUCUAUGGAAUGAUGCAAUAAUUUUUUUACACUGA